This is a messenger RNA of Theobroma umbraticum, 2786 nucleotides long. The record is from RefSeq and is a predicted model, not a curated record. Lineage: Eukaryota; Viridiplantae; Streptophyta; Magnoliopsida; Malvales; Malvaceae.
GCCAAAGCGUAACCGAGCAAAGCUCUGUGGAGAAGAGUUGAAACUCGGACCAGUUUGCAUCUUGAAAACCCCAGCAACAUUAUAAUACAUCUGCUAAAGUAGUAGUAUCUCAUCUUCACACUGUCUUGUUAUUUUUGUCUAAAAAUUCUACGAAUACUCUUCUUGAGCUUGUCCUCUGUAUGAAUGGCUUGGCGAGGGGUUGGGAAGAGAGGAAUUAAUGCCUGUCUGAUUAGAGCUCUGGCUUCAGCACCUCUGGGACAUGUAGCCAGGAUAAAUUCUGCAUCUACUGUUGAUCUUGCAGUAAAAUCAAAUCUUAUUUCUGUUAAACGCAAAUGCACACCUGAGUUUUCUUUCAGCUCGUUUCUAUCAAGAUCUAGGUAUUGCAAAGUUUUGAAAAAUGAAGCUUUGAUCCGGUAUUUUCAUGCAAGUUCAGAAUUGCUGGCUAGAAAGAAAAAUGAGGAGGCGUUGGGUUUAAAGAUACACAAGAAAGAAAAACCCAGAGGGAAGUUUGUCAAGAGGGAAAAGAAGACCCAACCGCCUGUUGAAGCUCCAUAUGUUUCUAAACUGAAAAAAUCUAGCAAAUCCUUUCAAGAGAAAACUGUUGAGAUAUUUGAUGGCAUGACCAUUGUUGAGCUUGCAAAGCGAACUGGUGAGCGCAUAGCUGCUCUUCAGGAUAUUCUCAUAAAUGUUGGGGAAAGUGUUGAUUCAGAAUUUGACCCUCUAAGUAUUGAUAUUGCAGAGCUCAUUGCAAUGGAACUUGGAGCCAGUGUCAAGCGGAUACAUGCCAGUGAAGGAGCAGAAAUUCUCUCACGAUCACCUAUUGUGACAGUCAUGGGCCACGUGGACCAUGGUAAAACUUCUCUUUUAGAUGCUCUACGUCAAACAUCAGUGGCAGCCAAAGAAGCUGGUGGCAUAACUCAACAUCUUGGUGCAUUUGUUGUUCGCAUGCCAUCAGGGGCAUCAAUUACAUUCCUUGACACUCCUGGUCAUGCUGCAUUUAGUGCAAUGCGAGCAAGAGGUGCAGCGGUCACAGAUAUAGUUGUGUUAGUUGUAGCAGCCGAUGAUGGGGUGAUGCCGACUCUUGAAGCCAUGGCCCAUGCAAAGGCAGCUAAUGUACCAAUUGUGGUUGGUAAUAAAUGCGAUAAACCAGCUGCUAACCAUAGAGUAAAAAUACAGCUUGCUUCAGAGGGUUGUGUGCUGGAGGAGAUGGGUGGAGACGUUCAGGUGGUUGAAGUUUCAGCAAUAAAGAAAACUGGAUUGGAAAACUUGGAGGAGGCUUUGCUACUGCAGGCCGAGAUGAUGAAUCUUAAAGCACGCCUGGAUGGACUUGCUCAAGCUUAUGUCGUGGAGGCCAGACUUGACAAAGGGCGGGGCCCAUUAGCCACUGCAAUAGUAAAAGCAGGGACUUUGGUUUAUGGGCAAUAUGUGGUUGUGGGCUUAGAGUGGGGCAGAAUAAGAGCUAUUAGAGAUAUGGUGGGGAAAACGAUAGAGCAGGCAACACCGGCAACGCCAGUUGAGAUUGAGGGCUUGAAGGGGCUUCCAAUGGCUGGUGAUGAUAUUAUCGUUGUGCAAUCUGAGGAGCGAGCUAGAAUGCUUAGUGCAGGGAGGAAAAAGAAAUUUGAGAAAGACAGACUAUUGAAGAUUAGCAGUGGAAGAGCUGAAGCUUUGGAGCAAUCAGAAGAGUUGCCUCAAAGGGCUGAAAUGCCAAUAAUUGUAAAAGCAGAUGUACAGGGCACUGUCCAGGCUGUUACAGAUGCAUUGAAAACUUUAAAUAGUCCCCAGGUUUUCGUGAAUGUAGUCCAUGUUGGGGUGGGGCCUAUUUCUCAAUCUGAUGUGGACCUAGCACAGGCAUGUGGUGCUUGCAUUAUUGGAUUCAAUGUUAAAAGUCCGCCUAGUUCUCUUAGUAUGGCAGCCACUCAAGCCGGCAUAAAGAUUCUAAUGCACAGUGUUAUAUAUCACCUUUUGGAGGCCAUUGGCAAUAUGAUAGUGGACAAGGCCCCUGGCACUUUUGAAACUCAGGUAGCUGGGGAGGCUGAGGUGUUGGAUAUCUUUGAGCUUAAAGGAAAGAGCAAGGCAAAGGGCGGGGAUGUAAAGAUUGCAGGUUGCCGGGUAAUUGAUGGUUGCGUCUCCAGAUCAUCAACCAUGAGGCUGUUGAGAAGUGGGGAAGUUGUGUUUGAAGGAUCUUGCAUGUCAUUGAAGCAGGAGCAGCAUGAUGUAGAGAAAGUGGGAAAAGGAAACGAGUGUGGACUCGUGCUGUGUAACUGUGAUAAUUUCCGUAUCGGAGACAUCAUCCAGUGCUUGGAGCAAGUGGUUAGGAAACCCAAGUUCAUUUCAUCAGAGAGUGGGGUUGUUCGAAUUGAGUGCUGAAACUGCUUUUGCUAGUGAAAUUUUCUCUGACAUUGGAUACAAAUACUCGCCAUUGUUGACUUGAUUUGUUUGCCCCUGCAAUUCUACAUGGAAAAUCAUGCUACGCCUGGCCUUGCCGCUAGGUACCUGUGCGAUGCGUUUAGAGAUUAAGCAACUUAGGGAUCAAAUCCUUCCGAUUUAGGGAUAUAUCUGCGUAAUAGCAGUUGAAAUGUAAUCAUGAAUUUGUCAAUUUUGGGAGGCCAUAGUGAUUAUUUAUCCAAAAUUUGUAUACAUGAUUAACUUAUCGAUAACCAUAAGGCAAACAACAUGCCAUUCACCUCAUAGCUGCUCUUCAAGUUUUGUUAGGGAAUGGGAUUAAAUUAUGUAUGUGGUGUAUUCCCCACCUUCAAAUAAUAUCAUUCUAUCACUCUUUCAACAUU